Molecule: messenger RNA, 3247 nt
Organism: Pistacia vera
Lineage: Eukaryota; Viridiplantae; Streptophyta; Magnoliopsida; Sapindales; Anacardiaceae
Product: beta-arabinofuranosyltransferase RAY1
Exons: 6
Coding region: 59-2113 (684 amino acids)
Molecular function (GO): glycosyltransferase activity
Source: RefSeq, a predicted model, not a curated record
GCUAAACCCAAUUCUACUUUAACUAAAAUUAAAACAAACCCAUUUUCAUUUCAUUCUUAUGAAGUUAACAAUGAAGGUGUUGCAAGUUGGAGUAUUGUCAAUAUGGCUAUCUGGGUUCAUCUUCAUUGCUCUCUCCUUUUAUGCUACUCGUAAGUUACCCAGCUUCAAUGAUGAUCGAAUCAGCCAUCACCUAUUUAAUCACAGCGCUCCUAAAAUUGCAAUAUUCAGUGCACCUGCCCCCUUUACCGGUUCUGUUGGAUCCAGGCAGAGUCUAGCUAUUCGGUCUUGGCUUGGUUUGUCACCGCAAAUAACGGUUCUUCUCUUCACCCAACACCCUUCUGCAUUUGCUUUUGCUAGGGACUUCGGUUCUCGACUAAUGGUGGAACCCAAUAUCGAUUUCACGUUCCUUGGCACUCCAUUCUUUCACUCGAUGAUGGCGAGGACAUGGGCAUUUACCUCUGACAUAUAUGUUUUGAUAGAUCCUGAAACUAUUCUCUUGCCUGACUUCAUUUCCACAUUGAAUUAUGCUUACAAAGUUAACCGGGAUUGGCUCCUUGUUGCUUCGUCCCACAAUGUUUCCCAUUUCCCAUUCUGCUUGAGUGAUGAUGGAAAACAUUGGCUAAGAAAGGAUGGAAAAAGGGUUAGAGCCCAGGAGUUUCAGGAGAUACUUGAUCAGAGCCAGCAGGGGAAUCUUUGUGAAGGGAAAAUGCUAAUGGCAUGGAACAGUGGAGAACUACCUUUAAAUAAUGGAGUCUUUCCUCCUUUCUUGUAUGGGAAGGGGACUCACAACCCCUGGGUCAUUAGUGAGGCCUUGUUAUGUGAAUUCAGAUUUGUGUUUGAUGCUAGUUUGACCAUCUCAAGUUUUUCUCUUAAUGAUUCUAUGCAUUUGUCUAAUCAGUUAGGCAGAGUAUCUCACGUUACAGAUGCAGAAAAGAGAAUCUGGGAAUAUGUUGGGAAUUCCCAUCUUGGAGCAUUAUAUGGAUCAUCUUUCUUUCAUGAAAUUAAUUCUUCUCAUUUGGCAAAACUUAUGAAUUGCUAUGGGAAAUAUCUUAUCGUCAAUACAACUAAAAAUACUGUUUAUCCAGUUAUACAUGAGAGGCCGUGCUCCUGGAAGCAAAGAAUCUUCCAUUCUUCGAGGUUAAAGAAAACGAUGGCGUGUGUUGAUGGUACUGAAUCAUCAAAUAGAAGAUUAGAUUGCUCCCUCACAGAUCAGUUAAAGACCUCUGCUCCAUUAGAUUAUCCAUUUUCAUUAGAGUCACUUCUUUCAGUAGUUGCAGACAAGAAUAAGACAAUUGUGCUUGCAGUUGCUGGAUAUAGCUACAGGGACAUGCUAAUGAGUUGGGUAUGCAGACUACGCCUCCUCAGGGUCACAAAUUUUAUGGUUUGUGCGCUAGACCAUGAAACCUAUCAGUUUUCUAUCUUUCAGGGCCUGCCUGUUUUCAAUGAUCCAUCAGCUCCAAGUAAUAUAAGCUUUAAUGAUUGCCACUUUGGAACAAAAUGCUUUCAGAGGGUUACCAAAGUGAAGUCCAGAAUGGUUUUGCAGAUACUGAAGCUGGGGUAUAAUGUACUUUUGAGUGAUGUGGACGUGUAUUGGUUUAGAAAUCCAAUGCCAUUGCUUUACUCUUUCGGUCCCUCUGUUCUUGCAGCACAGUCUGAUGAGUACAACACAGCAGGACCCAUAAACUUGCCUAGGCGCUUGAACUCUGGCUUCUACUUUGCUCGUUCUGAUAGUUCAACAAUUGCUGCUAUGGAAAAAGUGGUGAAGCAUGCAGUAACUUCUGGUCUAUCUGAGCAGCCAAGCUUCUAUGACACUUUAUGUGGGGAAGGUGGGUCCAAUCGUGUGGGUGAUAAUAGAUGUGUGGAACCUGAAACGAACUUGACAAUUCAUUUCUUGGACAGAAACCUUUUCCCAAACGGCGCAUACUUAGACUUGUGGCUGAAGAAAAAUGUGAAAGGAGCCUGUGCAAAGACAGGUUGUCUUGUUCUUCACAACAACUGGAUUAGUGGGAGGUUAAAAAAACUGGAACGUCAGGUCUUGUCAGGCCUAUGGGAUUAUGAUAUUACGACAAGGAUGUGUGUGCAGAGCUGGCAUAGGACCAAGUUGAUGAGUUAAAUUUGAAACUUACUGAUUUUUCUUAUUCUUAUCUGAUGCUAUCUUCGGUUAAGCCAUGGAAGAGAAGAAGUGGAGAUUUUCUUUCUCUUAUAUUUCCUUUGCUAGGCCUUGGUUUCAUCACUAUUAUUUGUGGAAAAAUAUUAAAUAAAGGAAAGCCGGCCAUGAGAACAAAAGGAUAAGCAACCCAUACAAUGGACCAAUAAUGUUGAAAUACUUACAAGCUAGUAUGAUGCUUCCGCUUUCCCUGCCAGAAGACUAUAAUGAAAAUUUUGGAUCAAACAGCUACUGAGUGCCGGCAAUGUUUCAGCUUUGUGCUCAAUUAUUGGGGCUAGGCAGGCAAAAGGACAGCAGUUCCAGAAGAAAUAAAGAAUUUAGGGCAGCUCCCAUUUCUCUGGACACUACCUCACAAUCAAAGGAUAUUUCUGUGAGGAUAGUUCAUGCUGGUGGGCGAGAAGAGCUGUACCAAAAUGAAGUUUCCGUCUCUCAGUUGAUGGAAAAAUAUCCUGGAAUGUGUGUUGCUCGACCUGAAGUUUUCAAGAAACCUCAUGAAUCCUUUUUGUGGCCAGAAGAGAACCUAUUGCCUGGUCAGAAAUAUUACAUGAUUCCAACUUCUACAGCAAAGAAAAUGAAGCGUAAACACCACGGAAGGGUUAGAGUCAAAGGACCUGCCGGAGGCAUAGACAUGUCAGAUGCAAGGAUCACUUGGGAUACAAGGAGAGAGAAUAUGGAUGAACCUGUUCGAUCCGCGAAAGAAUUUUAUGUCUCCAAGGAAAGGUGGUCUGGACCUUCAAAGAGAAGAAGUGGAAGAGCAAAGAAGCCUUUUGUACCCCCCCUUCCAAAAGGAAGGAUUGGUCAUGGAUCCGGUUGGGAGCCAAGCUUAACCUCUGUACAAGAAGUUUCUCCAUGACUUUGUUUAUUGCGGCUCUCACCUCUAUGUAUUCCGGUACAGUCCUGAAAAGGAGUUGAUUCAUGAUAUAUUGAUGUUGGUUGCUUUAGAUAUCUGCAAGAAUUAAUUCAGUGAAAUAAAUCAAGUGUACUUCCAUAGAUUUGAGGACCUUUUUGUAUCCUUAUGGAGGUUGCGUUAACUGCCUUCCAUUGCCAAAUUAUUCAAUAAUAUUGAUAUGUUGUUAGAGA